CACACACACACAUACACAAAUCACACACACACCCCCCCCCACACACACACACACCCCACACACGUGCUAGUUAUGGACCUGAGGCCGAUCGCCGUCCUAGCCCGCGUAAUGAUGCUUGUCCUGCAUAGACAGAACUGACACGUUUCAAGAUUAAAUAUCCAGAUAGUAUCUUAAAGGUGAUUUAAACUCUUUGGAGCUAGAACUAACCUCUUUCGGAGACUGUGUGUUUUAUCUCAGUCUCCCAGGGCCUAAGACGGUACCUAGAAAAGAGAGGUUACUUAAUAUAUCCUUGUUGGCUGGAUUUAAAAGUCCGCAGGACAUCAAAACAAGUGUCACUAUUCUUAGUUUAUGGUCUUAAGGUCAGAAUCUGACAUUUGUUAUUUCCCAUUUUCUGUAUCCAAAAGAUAAUUCCAAAGACAGCAGUUCACCUUAUUCAAGCCUUGUCUCUCACACAAAGCAUUUCUUAACAUGAGCUUAGACAAAUCGAGCUUGUUAGACGUUUUUGAAAGUUACCAGUUUAUAUAUCAAGUUAUAAUACCUCCCUGAUCCCUGUCUAUAUAGUCAGAAAAGGCUCAUAAAUGAAGGCAUAAAUAUACAGCAGUAGGCACAGUCAUUCUUAGAAGAAUCCCAAAAUGGAUUUCAGAUGAAUUUUAAAUAUUAUAAUAUGUUUUUAAAAAUAGCAACAUCCCUUAAGCUGGUGUCCCUCUCCCUUUCCCCAGAAUUUCUAUUUAAGAGAAACAGUUCAGCUGGACUAACAGAAAGAGUGUCGGGGUAGCAAAGCUGGUUCGUGCGUUGAUCCUUCCGUCCAUAGAAAAACAAACUGGUGCAGAGUGUUCUCUGGCUUCCCUUCUGGGGUGAGAGCCCCUGCCUUUGGACAGAGGAUCUCUGAUUUAAAGGCUGCUGCAUCUGUGUAGGACACCCAGGGCCCCACUGGUACCUGGAGCCUGGGUCAGGGGAGCUGGCAGUUCCGCGCAGAGAUGUUGGGAGCAUCUCAUGGUGAGGCUUGUGCGUCCUGGCCUGACCAGGCCUCAUCCGGGGCUGUGCAGCUGUGUGUUCACGUGGGUUUAGAUCCAAACACAGUAAGAACAGUUCCACCCUCUGUGGAAGCAGCAGUGUAUCUGGAAGGGGGAAGAGGCCAGAGGCGGAGGAGAAAGAAUGCAGCUCAGGAUCUGUUGCAUUAGAAAUUGUACCAGCAUCGGAUGCCAUCUGGGGUUUGCUAUGCAAAGUGGCUGUUCACAUAAAACAUCCCUCGUUUCCACUCUGGAUGUCGCCUACGUGUUUGUGCUCGCCGCCCAUCCACGUGUCCGUUCAUUCAUUCCCCAGGUGUUCAUGAAGUGCCUGACCCGUGUUUGUCACCUGGUGUGGCCGCAGUGAUCCUAGGGUCCACCUUUGCGGGGCGUACGGCUGGGGGCUGGGAGGUGCACAGGCAGUCAGCGUCCUGUGGUGUCAUGAAAACACUGCAUUUUCCAGUACAUUCUUCAAAAGAGCGAAGAGCCCGCAUCCAACAGACCAAUUUUCUUAAUUCUCUCUAGAGAGCUCUGGAUGCUGGUAGGCCACGGCGUUUCCCACCUGGGACCCGGGUGGCAUUUAAAACUGGGCGUGGCUUCUUCGGCACUGACUUCCUGAGGCUGCUUCCUGCCUGUGGGAAGGCUUUGGGAAUGUUCACAGAUUCCUCUGGAGGAAUCGAGGAUGUUAGGGCAGUCUCCUGGAGCCGCGUGGAUAGAGAAAGACGUGUGGGUUUCGAGGGGCAGGAGGCAAAUGGCAUCUUUGGGGUCAGAUUAAAGUACGUGGUUGAGAAAAGGGAGCAUUGAAGAGGGUGCUCCCUGGACGCUCGUGCGGCCCAAAGGGCCUCCUGUUCAGGAAACACCUGAAACUCUGCGCCUCCCUUGAUUCCCAAGAAAUGUUUCCGGUAAAAAAAAAAAACGCACGUGCUUCCUGGGCUCUGAACGCCCUCCUCCCAUCUCCCUCCACCUUCCUUUCUCUCCUUUCCCCACCUCUCCACUUCCUCUCCUCCUCCCUUCUUGUUUCUCUUCUCUCUUCCCUCCCCCCUCCCCUCCCCCCCAGCAGCCCGCAACUCCAGACACUGACAGUUCUUAAACCUGAGAAGAUAAAAAUAGCCCACACGUAUAAGCCUGUGGACCUCGCAGAUAGUCAUUAUUUUCCAUGGGGCAGCCCUGUGCGCUGCUGCCCGCUGCGCUCUGAACCUGUGUCCUUGCCUCGGACUCAGCGCAGGUGGAGAAUUGGUUUGAACCGGAGACUAAAGCUCUGCACCCACCCCUCACCCCAGGACUCUCCUCUCCCAGCACUGUGGUCGGUGGCUGAGCCUGUGGCCACACCUGUAAACCUGCCCCCUAAGAUCCGGGUGCUUGUUCAGAGCCAAGGGGGAUGAUAUCAGAGGAUGACGUAACCCCGGGGGAGGGGUGAGAACUCCCAGACGCUGGGAUUUGGGUUUGGUUCAUGAAUAACAAGUCCGCAGUCACACCUGCGGUCCAGAUGUCUCCUUGCUUGCUUCUGCUUCAUGCUGUCAGCACCUGUGCACCAGGUGAUGGGCAGGAGUGACAGGUGGCACAAAUCUGGUGCCAGGAUGACCGAGCGCUUCGACUGCCACCACUGCGAGGACUCCCUCUUCGGCAGGAAGUACAUCCUGCGGGAGGAGCGGCCCUACUGCGUGGCCUGCUUUGAGGCCCUCUUCGCCAGCACGUGCGAGGAGUGCGGGAAGCUGAUUGGCUGCGACUGCAAGGACUUGUCCUACAAGGACCGACACUGGCACGAGGCCUGUUUCCACUGCUCGCGGUGCAGGGGGUCCCUUGUGGACAAGCCGUUCGCUGCCAAGGAGGACCAGCUGCUCUGCACCGACUGCUACUCGCAGGAGUACUCGUCCCGCUGCCAGGAGUGCAAGAAGAGCAUCAUGCCAGGCACCCGUAAGAUGGAAUACAAGGGUAGCAGCUGGCACGAGACCUGCUUCAUCUGCCAUCGCUGCCAGCAGCCCAUCGGAACCAAGAGCUUCAUCCCGAAGGACGGCCAGAACUUCUGCGUGCCCUGCUAUGAAAGGCAGUAUGCCUUGCAGUGCGUUCAGUGCAAAAAGCCCAUCACCAGCGGGGGCGUCACGUACCGGGAGCAGCCCUGGCACCGCGAGUGCUUCGUGUGCACCGCCUGCAAGAAGCCUCUGUCUGGCCAGCGCUUCACGUCCCGCGACGAGUUCGCCUACUGCCUGGGCUGCUUCUGCGACCUGUACGCCAAGAAAUGCGCCGGCUGCGCCAGCCCCAUCAGCGGACUGGGCGGCACUAAGUACAUCUCCUUCGAGGAGCGGCAGUGGCACAACGACUGCUUUAACUGCAAGAAGUGCUCCCUGUCGCUGGUGGGGCGAGGCUUCCUCACGGAGAGGGACGACAUCCUGUGCCCUGACUGCGGGAAGGACAUCUGAGCCCCUCCCCGACCCCCCUGCAGCCCCCCCAAGCCCUGCUCACGCUGCACCUGGCUCCACCAGCCACCUGGGGACUUGCCUCUGCGCUGCUCAGCGCUAC
Aethalodelphis obliquidens (Pacific white-sided dolphin) is the source of this 3524-nucleotide messenger RNA. It is a transcript of the gene FHL2, whose product is annotated as four and a half LIM domains 2. NCBI's taxonomy places the organism in Eukaryota, Metazoa, Chordata, Mammalia, Artiodactyla, Delphinidae. Gene Ontology annotation, cellular component: nucleus; Z disc. The record is from RefSeq and is a predicted model, not a curated record. Gene Ontology annotation, biological process: negative regulation of transcription by RNA polymerase II; negative regulation of calcineurin-NFAT signaling cascade. Gene Ontology annotation, molecular function: transcription coregulator activity; transcription factor binding. The coding region runs from base 2519 to 3424 and encodes 301 amino acids. The transcript is spliced from 6 exons.